Molecule: messenger RNA, 1035 nt
Organism: Parascedosporium putredinis
Lineage: Eukaryota; Fungi; Ascomycota; Sordariomycetes; Microascales; Microascaceae
Source: the annotation of a GenBank genome assembly
AUGUCUCGCUCUCAGGCCCCGAACCCCGCGGGGUCUCGCAAAAUCUCCUUCAACGUGAGCGAACAGUACGAUAUCCAGGAUGUUGUUGGUGAAGGAGCCUACGGCGUUGUCUGUUCUGCCAUUCACAAGCCUUCGGGCCAAAAGGUCGCCAUCAAGAAGAUCACUCCGUUUGACCACUCCAUGUUUUGCCUAAGAACUCUUCGCGAAAUGAAGCUGCUCCGAUAUUUCAACCAUGAGAAUAUCAUCUCGAUUCUCGACAUCCAGAAACCCCGAAACUACGAAUCGUUUAAUGAAGUGUAUCUGAUUCAAGAACUCAUGGAGACUGACAUGCACCGUGUCAUCCGAACCCAGGACUUGUCCGACGACCACUGCCAGUAUUUCAUCUAUCAGACCCUGCGCGCCCUCAAGGCUAUGCAUUCGGCGAAUGUCCUUCACCGUGACCUGAAGCCCUCGAAUCUUCUUUUGAACGCGAACUGCGACCUCAAGGUGUGCGACUUCGGCCUCGCGCGCUCUGCUGCUUCCCAGGAAGACAACUCGGGUUUCAUGACGGAAUAUGUCGCCACCCGUUGGUAUCGCGCACCUGAAAUCAUGCUCACCUUCAAAGAAUACACAAAGGCCAUUGAUGUCUGGUCGGUGGGAUGUAUCCUCGCCGAGAUGCUUAGCGGCAAGCCACUAUUCCCUGGCAAAGACUACCACCACCAGCUUACUUUGAUCCUGGACGUGUUGGGAACUCCUACUAUGGAGGAUUAUUAUGGUAUCAAGUCUCGACGCGCUCGGGAAUACAUUCGAUCGCUGCCCUUCAAGAAGAAGGUGCCUUUCCGAACACUCUUCCCCAAGACCUCGGAUCUUGCUCUUGACCUCCUCGAGAAGCUCCUGGCCUUCAACCCGGUUAAGCGUAUCACCGUUGAGGAGGCCCUGAAGCAUCCCUACCUUGAACCUUACCAUGACCCUGAUGACGAACCCACCGCUCCCCCAUCCCCGAGGAGUUCUUCGAUUUUGAUAAGCAUAAGGAUACCCUCAGCAAGGAACAGCUGA